AUGGAGUUCAAGAAGGAGUUCAUUGAAGACUUUUUCAACUCCAAUGGAAUAUCCAAAGACACCUUAAAUGAUUUUAAUAAAAAUCAAGUAUUAUUUCAUUCUCUCAAUGAUAAGGCUGGUAGAUUACAGAAAGAUAUCUUAGAGCUUAGAAAAGAAGUGAAAACCUGGGUAGACCAUAGUCAAGGAGGAGGACAAUAUAAAUCGACUUUAGCAAAUGUGAACAAGAUUUAUCCAUCAAUAGAACCUCCCACAAACCAGGAGAAUGAUGAAACAUAUCAAGAAAUGUAUGCCAUAGCACAUGAAUACAUUAAUGGUUGGAAAGCAUCUAUAGAUAAGAUGCAAGAAUGCUUGAAAAUAUGCGAUAAACUUGAAAAUAAUAUCCUGAAUAAUAAUUCGAAUCAAAUUCAUGACCAACUUGCAGAGCUAUAUUCAAUAACUAAAAAUAUUAAUACGACAAAAGUUCAGAUAGAAUCGAUUUUCAACAAAUUUUUUCGGCGAAAGUUUUCUACUUGGAGAAGUGACAAUCCAAUUCUUGAUAAACUCAUUUGUGAUUCUCAACUUUCUAUAAAGUAUCCUAAUGGAUACAUAGAAUGGAUUCCUUAUGAACAAUUCUCUAAUAUUGAAUUAGAAGGUAAUGGCGGAUUUGCAAUUGUAUAUAAAGCCAAUUGGGGUGAAGGAUUUGGCAUAUGGAAUUAUGCAAUUGCUGACACAGUUGAAUCAAAAAUUGAAACACAUUAUGGUGUCUUGCCAUAUAUGGCACCGGAACUUUUACGAGGAGAUGCCUAUACCCAAGCGGCUGACAUUUAUAGUAUUGGAAUGAUUAUGUGGUUUCUUGUUACUAAACAGAAUCCAUUUGUUGAUCGAGCUUAUGACAUCCACUUGGCUCUUGACAUAUGUAGUGGUGUUCGUCCAAUAGUUCCUGAAGGAACACCACCAGAUUAUAAAGAAUGGAUGCUAAAAUGUUGGAGUUCAAAUCCUCUUGAACGACCAACUUCUAAUGAUUUAUAUCAGAAA
Molecule: messenger RNA, 1014 nt
Organism: Racocetra fulgida
Lineage: Eukaryota; Fungi; Glomeromycota; Glomeromycetes; Diversisporales; Gigasporaceae
Source: the annotation of a GenBank genome assembly